AUGGAGCUCACCGGGUCAGCGAUGGACUCGUCGAAGCGGAAGAGGAGCCCCUCGAUGGGUAGCAACAGUGGCCCAGGAGCAGGCGCCGGUGCAGGCGCAGAUGCAGCUCCAGCACCGAAGUCUGCAAAGACGGGCCACCAGCUGAGCAUCAACUACCUCGCCCGUCAAUCGCACGACGAUCUGCCAUUAAUCAACAAGGAGGACACCCUACCGAACCUCCUACAUCUGCUAUCGGCCUACAGCAACAUCCUCGAUCGACACGAGUCGCUGGCCUCGAACUUGGGCGCCCGACCGCUCGGACCGAUACUGAUCAAGCGCUUCGAACGCUGCUUCGAAACACCGCCCAAGGUCGUCGCUACCCACCAGAAGCACUCGUCGAGCAACCUCGAGGAUGCAUCGCAGAUCACCUGGCUCGACGUCAUUGAGUUCGCCCGCUCGCACCCGAGUCAGUUCACGUUGAGCACCUUCUCAGAGGGCAAGCGCGUGUGUCAGUUCUACUACCCACAGAGGCAGUUGCGCGUGCAGAUCAGCGAGGAAGACUUCUUGUUCAUCAAUAGUGGACGAUGUCAGGAGCUGAUUCCGCCGCUACCGAUCUGGGAGGAUGAGGAGAAGGAAGUGGGAACAUGCGAUGUGCUGGAAGCCAAGCUCAAGGAGCUCACGAAUGCGGCAGACAUGGUUGCGGCUCGGACUAGGCAGCUGAGCCAUCGGCUGAAGGGACGCAGAGCAGCAAUACUCGAGAGGAGAGCAGAAGGUGGGAGCGGGACACCAGCCAAAGCGAAUGCUGUGCAGACCACAACUGCGCCGCCCACCUCUGGCUCAAACUUCGUCGCUGUGAAUACGUCGAACGGCCCACAAGCCAGCGAUACUGUUAGACCAGAGCCUGUUCAGCCAAGCCUGGGAUCAUCUGCGGCCGUCAGGAACGAGCUAUUGCAACACUUUGAAAGCCUGCCACACAAUCAAGGGUCGGGCAGGCCACAAGCAAGACACCAUUCUGUUGUUGAGCAGCUCGCUCCUCGAGCCUCAGAGGUCACAAUCAACCAUCACGACGGUAUCGAUUCCAACGCCUCUUCGCUAUCGCCAGUACCACCCAACGCUUUUAGCAACGACAUCAUGCCUUACACUGCUGGAGAUAGCACAGUACAUUCUCGUACCCAGUCUGUCAGCCAUGUGACCACUCUUGGACAUCGGCCGUCGUCUAGCAUCGGCGCUCACAUGUACAAUGGCACUCACGCACCGCUAAAGCACAACUUCAGUCGCCCUUUGCCGCCUGCGCUCGAAAGCAGUCAGCCAUUCCGACCACUAUGUCAGGCUCAUAUGGAUGGCUUGCCUCGUGGUCAACGUGUGUUGCCUCCAUGCGAUCGUUGCCGGCGGUUACGCAUGGAUUGCGUGAAGAACUUGACUUCCUGUGCUGGCUGCACCAGAAAGCACGCGCGUUGUCAUUGGCGUGAUGUGUCGCGCGACGAACUUGGAGCGCUCGAUCAUGUGAUGGACUCAGCAUAUCCGCCAUCGAUGGGGUACUCGCCUUCUCGUGACUCCGCGCAGGGCAAUGGCUAUCUGAACGGAGACAGCGAUGCCGCUCGCAGCGAGAGUGGUGAGAACCGGAACGACGAUAGUGACGAAGACGAUAGCAACCCUUUGGAAGAUUUGGAAGCUCUGGAUGCUAAAGAAGAGCAGGAGAUGCAGAUCAGAGAGGACGAAGAAGGUCUGGCCAACGCCCGGCAACUUGCCAGACAGGGUUGGGAGGACGGCCAAGAUGGAGAUGUCGGCUUGGCGGGCGACGAGACGCAGAUUGCUAAGCCAGCAGAAAACCGAGUGCCAGACAGCACACUGCGGGACCGGCACGAUGACCGUGUCGAACAUGUCCAGGACACGCUGAGCCUCAGUGCUAAGCGACCAAGCUACGACCCAGUACACGACGAGUCGCACAAAGGUCGUUCCGAAAGUGUAUUUGCCGAACCGGGCGAUGCAGCAGAGCCCUUGAUCGUGGCGGGUGCUGAGUUGAAUGGCCAUUCUUCAGACCAUGCAGGCGGAUUUCAGGCGGUGAACAACAAUGCUGGCGAUGGUGUAACUUUGAGUUCUGGCUGGCGGGCUGUCUGA
Fulvia fulva is the source of this 2097-nucleotide messenger RNA. RefSeq lists its product as uncharacterized. The transcript has a single exon. Lineage: Eukaryota; Fungi; Ascomycota; Dothideomycetes; Mycosphaerellales; Mycosphaerellaceae. The coding region runs from base 1 to 2097 and encodes 698 amino acids. Gene Ontology annotation, molecular function: zinc ion binding; DNA-binding transcription factor activity, RNA polymerase II-specific. Gene Ontology annotation, biological process: regulation of DNA-templated transcription. The record is from RefSeq and is a predicted model, not a curated record.